Aspergillus thermomutatus is the source of this 309-nucleotide messenger RNA. RefSeq lists its product as uncharacterized. Gene Ontology annotation, cellular component: mitochondrion; mitochondrial inner membrane. The transcript is spliced from 2 exons. The record is from RefSeq and is a predicted model, not a curated record. The coding region runs from base 1 to 309 and encodes 102 amino acids. Gene Ontology annotation, biological process: mitochondrial respiratory chain complex IV assembly. NCBI's taxonomy places the organism in Eukaryota, Fungi, Ascomycota, Eurotiomycetes, Eurotiales, Aspergillaceae.
AUGUCAGCCAUCCUGCGCAGAUUACAGGGGGGCAACCUCGAAGUCUUCAAGUUCGGCAUGUACAUCAUCUUCCCCAUCGGCUGGAUGUACUACUUCGGCACAAACCUCGACGACCGAUUCAGCGUACCGGGUUUCUGGCCUACCGCCGAGCAAUCGCACAAGAUCCCACUGGAGAAGGAAGAGAUUGAUCGGGAGCUGGCACGGAUGAGGACGGUAGAUGCGGUCCGGCGUGAGCGGCGGUUGCAGCGGGAGGCGAUGGAGGCGCAGGCACAGGCGCAAGUAGCUGCGCAGGCUGAGAAUGCGGAAUAG